Schizophyllum commune H4-8 is the source of this 1715-nucleotide messenger RNA. RefSeq names its product batten's disease protein Cln3. The record is from RefSeq and is a predicted model, not a curated record. Gene Ontology annotation, biological process: regulation of intracellular pH. The transcript is spliced from 6 exons. NCBI's taxonomy places the organism in Eukaryota, Fungi, Basidiomycota, Agaricomycetes, Agaricales, Schizophyllaceae. The coding region runs from base 25 to 1575 and encodes 516 amino acids. Gene Ontology annotation, cellular component: vacuole; membrane.
UGCGGCAGCUUGUCUCCAACCGUCAUGGCCAAUCUACGCAGGCAUACAUUAGCAUUCUUUGUCUUCGGAUUGAUCAACAAUGUCCUCUACGUUAUCAUUCUGUCUGCGGCCCUCGACUUGCUUGCUGCACCCUCCAACACCCCAACCAACCCGUCCAGCCCCUCCCGCGCAGAGCCCGGCAACGCGCCGCCCCCACCGGCGGGCAUCAUCGUGUUCUGCAACAUCUUCCCCGCGCUCGUUGCAAAGCUCGCGUGGCCGUACCUGCUUCCCCCGCCCAUCCGCUACGCGCGGCGCGUCGUUGCGUGCUGCGCUAUCAGCGCUUGCGGAAUGCUCUCGAUCGCCUUCUCGAACGGACUUGGGAUGAGGUUGGCCGGCAUCGGGAUGGCGUCGUUCUCGAGCGGCCUCGGAGAACUGACGUUCUUGCAGCUCUCGACGACGUAUCCGGAGAAGGAGGUCAUGGCUAGAUGCGUUGGAGCGUUCUCGUCGGGCACCGGGUUUGCGGGACUGUUUGGCGCCUUCCUGUGGUGGACAAUACGUGGCUUCGGUGUGCGCGCUGGUGUUGGCAGCUGCACGGUUCUCCCCUUCCUCCUGCCUCUUUGCUACUUCCUCGUACUCGGCUCAGCACCAGAACACGCGGGAUCAAUGCCAAGCGAGUACACUCCCAUCGCCACUGCCGAAGAAGCUCUGCCAGCACAGCCCAUCAUGACCCACAAAUCAACCUCCGAGGUAUCUUUGACUGUUAGGGACAAGUUCCAGCUCGUGCGACCUCUCUUGGCUCGCUACAUGAUCCCUUUGUUCUUGGUGUACUUCUUCGAAUACACCAUUAACCAAGGGGUGUCGCCCACGCUGAGCUACCCUCCGCCCUCUACGGCCGAUCAUCCCAUACUGGGUAGGCUCUUCAGGACUCGAGGCGACUUCUACGUCGUCUGGCAGAUGACCUACCAAAUGACGGUGUUCUUGUCUCGCUCGUCUCUGCUGCUUUCGAUACCAGCUCUUCCAGAGCGCUUGCUACCCCUGCCGGCCACGGUGCAAGGUGUUCUGUUGGCCAUCCUGGCUUACAUCAGUAUCUCGACAGGCUCUUACGGCGUGGACGUUAUGGUCAAGGAUGGAGAUGCUGUUGGCAUCAUCUAUCUCAUUCUUAGCCUCAUCGCUCUCGAAGGCGUAUGUGGUGGCUCUUCCUACGUGAACACAUUCUACCGCAUCAACCAAGAGUCCGAUCGCCUCAUCGACGCCGCGAACCUCACGCCUAGCCAGCCCGAGACUGGGCGCAUCGCCCUUCCCGAAGACCCUGUCUCCGACGACGAGCCCGACUCGGACGACGACAGGCCACCUUCGCCGACUAUGACUCUGGAUAGUGGGACGCGUGCGUGGCGUGAAGACCUUACCGCGCGUCCUCCUGCCGCCUCUUCCAUAUCCUCUGCCGGCGAUGAGCGCUUGCGAGCUGCGCAGAGGGAGUUCCUCAUUGGCUCUCUGGGCUUUUCGGACUCCGUUGGGAUCCUGCUGGCGUCGAUUGUCAGCGUGCCCGUUGAGGUUGCGCUGUGCAAGGUGAGGGAGGGCGGGUGCGUGAGGGGGUGAGCCGACGUGCUUAUGGCCUUGGGACGACUCCGUAUAAUGCUAUCUUUCCGCUUUAUGUAUGUGUAAUAUUGCUCUAAUGCUUUCUGCUGUUUGCGCGUCGCCAAAUCUUCUCAUCCAUUGUGUCCGAAUAUGGAUCAGCG